GCCAGAGACGCAGCGGAGGCGCUCCAUGGUCCGUAGUUUUUCAAGAUGUCGUCGCUAGAACAGAGACUCUCCCGAAUCGAGGAGAAACUAAAGCAGGAGAAUAAAGAAGCGCGCCGACGGAUCGAUCUCAACAUCGACAUGAGCCACCAUCCCUCGCGUCCGAGGCCGAUCAUCGUGAUCCAGCUCAGUCCCGCUCCAGCCCCUUCCCAGCGUGCAGCUUUACAGCUGCCUCUGGCCAACGAUGGAGGGAGUCGAUCGUCGUCAUCCGAGAACUCGCCUCAGCACCACCCGUACCCGAGUCGGCCACGGCACAUGCUAACUCUACCCACGCCACCGUACAGCCUACAGAAGAGCCUGGAGAACGCAGAGAUCGAUCAGAAGCUGCAGGAAAUCAUGAAACAGACGGGCUACCUGAAGAUAGACGGACAGCGGUAUCCAGCAGAGGUGAGCGACCUGAUCAGUGAGGGGGAGAUCGGCAGCGGCACUUGUGGCCAGGUCUUCAAGGUGCGCUUCAAGAAGACGGGACAUGUCAUCGCAGUCAAGCAAAUGCGGAGGACAGGCAACAAAGACGAGAACAAGAGGAUUCUCAUGGACUUGGAUGUGGUUCUGAAGAGCCAUGACUGUCCUUACAUCAUCCAGUGCUAUGGUGCCAUAGUUACCAAUACUGAUGUAUUCAUUGCUAUGGAGCUGAUGGGAACGUGUGCUGAGAAGCUGAAGAAAAGGAUCCAGGGUCCCAUCCCUGAGCGCAUCCUGGGCAAAAUGACUGUCGCAAUAGUGAAGGCACUGCUGUACCUCAAGGAGAAGCAUGGAGUCAUCCACCGUGAUGUGAAGCCUUCCAACAUCCUGCUGGACGCUAAGGGCCAGAUCAAGCUGUGUGACUUUGGCAUUAGCGGCCGGCUGGUGGACUCCAAAGCUAAGACCCGCAGUGCCGGCUGUGCUGCCUACAUGGCUCCUGAGAGAAUAGACCCUCCAGACCCAAGUAAGCCUGACUAUGACAUCAGAGCAGACGUCUGGAGCCUGGGUAUCUCUCUGGUGGAGCUGGCCACCGGGCAGUUUCCCUACAAAAACUGCAAGACGGAUUUCGAGGUGCUGACCAAAGUUCUGCAGGAGGACCCACCGCUGCUCCCGCUCAGCAUGGGCUUCUCACUUGACUUCCAGUCCUUCGUCAAAGACUGCCUCACAAAGGAUCACAGAAAAAGGCCAAAAUAUCACAAGCUGCUCGAACACAGCUUCAUCCGGCGCUAUGAGGUGCAGGAAGUGGACGUGGCAGGCUGGUUCCAGGGCAUCAUGGAGCGGACGGAGUCCCCGCGGAGCAGCCAGUGUUACACCCCACAGCAGCUCCACUCCCUCUUUAGCAGGUAGCCAGAGACACAGAGAGAUGAAGGGAGCCUGGGGUGAGCACGAUGGAACUGGAGGGCAGAGGGCAGGAGGUGUGAUUGACUGAUGGGUGGGCAGGUGGACUCCAGUUUGUGGUCGUUCCCAGGACAGAUGGGCAGACAGACAUGGCUACUUGUAGACGCUCGCUCAUUUGAGCUCCAGCAGCUUCCUGCUUUGCUAUUGGAGGACUUGUUCUGAGAUUUCUAGACAUGUGGUCUCAUCCUAUACACACACAAUGUAAGUUGUCCCUAAAUAUGAAGCAUACCUGUAGUCCAAACGUACACACACUCAUACGCGCACACCAAGAUAUGUAUACACAUGCUCAGUGAAUAACAUGCAUGGCUUGAUCUAGUUUCUUCGUGUCUCUAAAUCUAAAGCGGGUCGUACGCGCCAGCUGUCGGCUGUUGAUGUGUCUUAAACCAUUCGCUACCAAAAAAAAAAAAAAAAGCUUAAAAUAAAAGAAACAAAAUAGGCCUAGAGGGUUCUUCUGUCCAGGAUGCAGGCCAGCCCUUACCAAGAUGCUAAUGAAGAAGGUCCUUGUGAGUUUACAUUUAUUCAUUUAGCAGAGUAAUGUAUUUGUAAAUGUAAAUUAUGCAUUUCU
This is a messenger RNA of Scleropages formosus (Asian bonytongue), 1978 nucleotides long. It is a transcript of the gene map2k7, whose product is annotated as mitogen-activated protein kinase kinase 7. The transcript is spliced from 12 exons. Bases 46 to 1362 code for a protein of 438 amino acids. Gene Ontology annotation, biological process: protein phosphorylation. Gene Ontology annotation, molecular function: protein kinase activity; ATP binding. The record is from RefSeq and is a predicted model, not a curated record. NCBI's taxonomy places the organism in Eukaryota, Metazoa, Chordata, Actinopteri, Osteoglossiformes, Osteoglossidae.